This is a messenger RNA of Entrophospora candida, 204 nucleotides long. NCBI's taxonomy places the organism in Eukaryota, Fungi, Glomeromycota, Glomeromycetes, Entrophosporales, Entrophosporaceae. The record is from the annotation of a GenBank genome assembly.
AUGAAGCAAAAGACACUGCAUUCACAUCCAGAGACUAUCACUACACCUUGGGUGGUGCAUAUGGCUACUAUUAUAGCAAAUCUAUGUCCCAACAUGUCAGCAAUACCACGUAAUGGUGCAUUGAAUCCAAAAACUUUUGAUUAUGAGUUGAUUAUGAAACAUCUCAAUGACCAAUUUAUCACAAAUCUUGGUAUCUCUUAUUAG